Pelodiscus sinensis (Chinese soft-shelled turtle) is the source of this 1312-nucleotide messenger RNA. Lineage: Eukaryota; Metazoa; Chordata; Testudines; Trionychidae. The record is from RefSeq and is a predicted model, not a curated record.
AUGGGGCUGACACGGGAGGGGGGUGUCCUGCUGUCCAUGGUGCUGGUGCUGCUGUGGACCCUUGCCAUGGCCGAGACCAACUGGACGUCCAUAUCCGAGUUCAUGCUCCUGGGCCUGUCUGAACGCCAGGACCUGCAGCAGCUGAUCUUCGCGGGGUUCCUGGUCACCUAUCUGCUGAACUUAGUUGGCAACUCCAUGCUUGUGGGGCUGGUGUGGACCGACCCCCAGCUCCACAGCCCCAUGUAUUUCCUCAUCAGCCAGCUUUCUAUGGUGGACAUAGGCAUGGUCUCCAUCAUCCUGCCCCAGGCCUUGGUGCACACCUUGAGUCAGCACUGGGCCAUCCCCUUCACCAGCUGCGCCGUGGGCAACAUGGAGGGCUUCCUGCUGGCUGCCAUGGCCUACGACCGCUACGUGGCCGUCUGCAACCCACUGCGCUACGCCGCCAUGGUGACGCGGUCCCUGUGCCUCAAGAUGGCGGCUGCCUUCUGGGUCGUGGUGAUCUCGCAUUCUCUGCUGCACACCGUCAUGGCCGCCCGGCUGCGUUACUGCAGCAACCGCCUGCAGAAUUUCUUCUGCAACCUCCAACUCCUGCUGCGCCUCCCCUGCACCCGGCCUUUCGCCAACGAGAUGGUGAUCUCCACCGUGAGUCUCUUGGUGACCGUGGUCCCUUUCACCUUCAUCCUGGUCUCCUACGCCCGCAUUGGGGUCACUGUUGUCCGCCUGCGCUCGGCCCAAGUUCUGCACAAAGCCCUGUCCACCUGCAGCUCCCACCUGACCGUGGUGUUGCUCAUGUACGGCAGCGUGCUCUGGUUCUACCUCCACCCAGACUCCAGCAACACCCCGCACAAACAGCAAGUGACCUUCUUCUACACCUCAGUGGUGCCCACCCUGAACCCCCUCAUCUACAGCCUGAGGAACAAGGACGUGGCCGCAGCCCUGAGGAGGGCAAAGAAGAAGGUCCUGGGUUGAGGCACAUGAGGCCAGCUGUACUACGCAUGGAUUUUACACUCAAGAUGUGGCUGGGAAACCUUCCCUCUUUCCUCUCCCAGGACUCCUGGGUUCUUUUCUCCUCAGACAUGAAGCUGAGGAAACGAACACACGUGUAGGGCAGUGACUCUCAAACUUUUUGGCUCACCCUGUUCAACGCAAACCUUUCUAUGGCCCACUACUUCUUAAUGGAAACUUGCCGUCAAUUACAUAAUUAUGCCCGAGCCCUUUUGCAAGUGCUGAAGCUGGGGAGAAUGGCUUCAUUUAACCAAUACAAAAUUAUUAACCAGAUUAAGCACUUUAACUUCUCUCAUGUUCAUUUUAA